ACUCCGGUCCGGCUAUGGAUUUUAUAUAUCUAUGGAAGAAGAUGUGAGAGUGUGAGACUAAUCGCUGAUAAUAUCAACGCCCCACGUGACGAUAAGUGGACGAUGAUCCGCGCAAAAUAUGCCCGCUAAUUCCGAAUGCGACGAGUAUGCGAGAGAGCGAUAGUUUGAAGUAAAUAAAUAACGAUUGAUAUACCUACGUAAUAUAUAAUCACGAUUAAUCAGUUAGUGCAUACAAAAAGGGACCCCCGUAAGGAUUAUCACUGCGUCACGGAUAAUGUUAUUGAUUGAUUUUUUAAUGACUUACGCGUCGACGAGCAAACGACAAUUCCAUCACAACGUUACAUGGAACAAUAAUAUCGCUCUAUUAAUGAAAUACAUAUUCUUACUGCUGACCUUUCUUGUAAUUCUCCAAUUAACACCGUCGGCUGUUGUCGCGGGUGAUUCCUUGGGAGAUCCAUACAAGAUAUUAGGUGUGUCAAAACAUGCGACUCUGCAGGACAUUCGAAAGGCGUACAAGCACCUCGUCAAGGAAUGGCAUCCAGACAAAACUGAUCAUCCAAUGGCUGAGGAUAAAUUUGUAGAAAUAACAAAAGCAUAUGAACUUUUGACAGAUCCAGAAAGAAGAAGGAAAUUUGAUAAUCAUGGGAUCACAGAGGAAGGAAUUCCCAGACAAAGAAGGGACAGUAGUCACUUUAAUGUUCUUGAUCCAUUGGAAGAAUUAUUUAAUAGUAAUUUUAAAUUCCAUUAUCAAACUAGAGAUAUUACGUUGUUCCACAAAAUGAGUAUCACUUAUCGAUCGUUCGAGAAUGUGAUAAUACCCAAAACUUAUCGUACACCAUAUUUAAUUUUAUUUUACUCCGAUUGGUGCUUUGCAUGUCUGCAAGUAGAGCCCACUUGGAGACGAUUAAUUGAUGAGUUGGAACCUGUAGGACUUGGCUUGGCUACAGCACAUGCCAAGAAGGAGUCUACAUUGGCAAGAAGACUCGGCAUUCACUCACUUCCAUGUCUUGUUGUUACUCUAGAUGGACGUACUAGCGUCUACAAAGAAUCUUUAUUUAGUAUUCAGAAAAUUGUUGAAUUUGUACGAAAUAGAUUACCAUAUAAAUUAAUAAGUACAAUUAGUAAUACCAAUGUAGAAAAUUUCUUAUCGGGAUGGACGGAUAAUAGAAUUCGCGCAUUGAUAUUUGAAAGGAGAGAUUUUAUUCGUUUACGAUAUUUACUGAUGUCUUUUUACUAUAGAGAUCGAGUAGCCUUCGGUUUUGUCCAAGUUGGUAUAUCUGAAACUGAGAACAUAACGUCGAGAUAUAAAAUCUCAGGAGAAUUAGAUACUUUAUUGCUUUUUAAUGAGAAUUCUGAAAAGCCCAUGGCAUCCAUUAGUAUGAAGGACAUUUCUAGUGAAACCAUGCAUAAUGUUAUCGCUAAUAAUAAGUUUCUCGUAUUGCCAAGACUUUCAAAUCAAGCAAUGUUGGACUCUAUAUGUCCGCCCGAAUGGUUAAGGCCGCAAAAGCGUCUGUGCGCUGUUUUAAUAUCGCAACAAAAUAGUCCUCUGCAUGAUAUGGCCAGGCACAAAUUUAGACAAGUUGCAUUAGAAUCUUCUUAUAGCACGGAUCGCGUCAGAUAUGCGUAUGUAUUCAAGGAUACCCAAUCUGAAUUUGUAUCUGCAUUAGCAGCUGGUGAAGGUAGUCCACUGGAACCUCUACUACAUAUCGUCAUCAUCUGGAGACGAGAUGCUAAUCACUUGAAGUAUGAAUGGCUUCCUCACGGAUGGGUUGAAGCCGCUCAGGACGAUCGUAUAUGGAACGAGACACGUAGACAUUUAGAAAAAACCAUACAAAAGUUGUUACGUGCCACUGAAGCUUUACCUUAUGCUGCUGUUGUAGGAGAACUAGCGGAUGAACAUGCACAGGGUACUGUAGAUAGACUGAUAGGAAGAGCAUUAUUAGCAGUAGAUUAUAUAUCUGAUAAUCUAACCAAAGAACAAAUUCUGCCUUUGAUAUCAGUAUUAGCAACUCUCAUGCUAAUUGGAGCUGCGGGAUACGGAAUGUCAUACCUAGUUAAGUUAGAAGAGGCAAGUGUUCAAGCUGACCGUACUCAAUGCAAAGAUAAUGCUAAGUCAAUUUCAUCACAACCGCAACUACGGUUACAUGAAUUACGGGCGGAAAAAUAUAAUGGAUUGGUUCGACUUUUAAAACCAGGUUGUAGAACUAUUAUUCUGUUGGUUGAUGCUCAAAGUCGAUUAAAGUUAUUGCCAGCUUUUCAUAAAGCUGUGUGGCCUUACAGAAAGAAUAAAACGCUCAUGUUUGCACAUAUGUCAUUAGAGAAGGGUCUUGAUUGGUACAAGAAACUGUUGUCACUCACUUUAUCUGAGCAGAAGGAUUUAAAUAUAAAUGCUAAGAAUUGUGUAGGCACUGUCCUGUCUUUGAACGGACAUCGAAAAUAUUUCUGCAUGUAUCAUGCUAAACAUCCAGAAUGUACCAAGGGUAAAGGUUCUAAGCGUAUUGAAAAGAUGACCAAGCAGCUUGCCCGAACACCGGAAGAUCCGGAAGCUGGCGCUUUUAUUGGUUUCGAGAGUUCUAACGAAUCCGAUUUGUCUCAAGAUGAGAGUGGAAACAACGUUUUAUAUCAGGACAAUCUUUUAGAUGGUUUACCGAUGUGGCUUGAUAGAUUAUUUGAAGGAUUAACGCAUCGUUAUUAUAUAAAUUAUUGGCCCGAGUUCACUGCCAAGUAAAGAGAGAACGAGAUAAAACGUUUCUUUUUUUUAUAUAUAUAUAAAGGAAAUUAUGUCGCCUAGGGACACAUAUCUUGGAAAAUAUGCUAUGUACUUUAAUACUAGCAGAUGUUUAAUAGUUUGGUAAUCUUGCUUCAGUUGUUGUUUGCUUACAAUUUAAUUAUCUACAUAUUUCGCGCAGUUGUUUUAUUUUGGCCAAAAAAAGGAUUGUUUUCAGACAUAUUUUUUUCAUUAUAUUUGUUUUCCAUUUUUUUAAAAAAGAAAGUUUUUUUACAGAUAGGUUUAUAUAUAUUGAGAAAUUUACAUAUGAUUUUUAUUAUACACAAUACAUGCAUAUAGUAUAUUUACAAAAUCAUAUUUCAGUAGACCUACAUUUUCGAAUAUUUGUAGAUAUAUAUCUUAAUAUAUAUCUAUAUAUCUUUUCUUUCUUUUUGUAAUAUAAUGUUUCACAUAGAAAACAUGAAUCUAUAAUUAAUUACAGCAGUGCUACUUAAAUGAUAAAAUGAAUAUAUAUAUAUAAAAAAUAGAAGUGUUUUUUUUUCAGAGGAGUUAUCGUCGUGAUAUAGUAUAUUUAAAAAUAUCUGCUCAAUCAAAUUAUAUUUGUUUAAUGUGCUCAAUGAGAAAGAUCAGUAGAUUUACGAUUUACAAACACACAUUUACAUUCAACACAAUAAUGUAUUAUAUUCAAAGUCUCUCUGAAUAGAAAUAACCAAGCAAAAAAAUAGAUGCAGUAAUAUAAAAUAAAAAGCGAAAGUGAUAUUAGAAAUUUAUUCUUGUUUGUUUAAACAAAAA
Cataglyphis hispanica is the source of this 3520-nucleotide messenger RNA. It is a transcript of the gene l(3)80Fg, whose product is annotated as dnaJ homolog subfamily C member 16. The transcript is spliced from 12 exons. The record is from RefSeq and is a predicted model, not a curated record. Bases 275 to 2728 code for a protein of 817 amino acids. Lineage: Eukaryota; Metazoa; Arthropoda; Insecta; Hymenoptera; Formicidae.